Messenger RNA from Pseudozyma hubeiensis SY62, 1359 nucleotides. RefSeq lists its product as hypothetical. The record is from RefSeq and is a predicted model, not a curated record. Bases 1 to 1359 code for a protein of 452 amino acids. The transcript has a single exon. Lineage: Eukaryota; Fungi; Basidiomycota; Ustilaginomycetes; Ustilaginales; Ustilaginaceae.
AUGGCCAUGUUCGCAGCGUUGUUCGUAGGAGUUUGUUUGGUGUUCUCCAUCGUUCCGCUGUCAAAUUUCUUCCCAGCAUACGCUCCGAUCUCACCGUCACGGUGGGGCCCGCAGCCAUCGCUUAGCGCUCUUCUGCAAAACGACCUGCAUUUGGCCCAACCGCAGUGCAAGGCAGAGUUUUCUCGACUCUUCCCACAGCUGACCGCCAACGAGGUGGUCUGGAAGUCCAAGGGUGGGAUCCGAUACGGCGAUGUCAAGAAUGCAGCAGAGAAUUGUAGACAAGGAUGCGUGCAGUUGGUGAUCAAGCAUGGACAGAUCUUCGUGAGGAGGCAGGAGAAGGAUUGGCAAUCGAGGGUGAGGUCCACGCUGCAGCUGCUGGAGCAGGCGUAUGCGGGAGCUAGUGAGGAGGAAAAGAGUUUGAUCGAAGGGACAGAGCUGGUCAUCAGCACGGCCGAUUUCGAUGGGUUCACCGAUCCAAAGGGCAGCAGAGGUGCGGGAUGGGUGUUGGACAAGAGGAUCAACGAUACCGAAGGACAGUAUCUUUUCCCGGACUUCAGCUUUGCGAGUUGGCCCGAAGCAGGCAUCCCCUCCUACCCGGAGUUCCGACGUCAAGCAGCCCAAGUCAACCUCGAAAUGCCUUGGCGUAGCAAGUCCAAUCCGGCCUUCUGGAGAGGCGACGCGCUACUGGGCAACAACAUCAAACCACGCGAAUCGCUCCUCCGUGUCGCCACCGGAUCCGGCACGCAAAGCUGGUCCGACGUCAAGAAAACUAGCUUCUGGGAAUCCGGACCCGACAUUGGCCAGAUUGUUUCCCCACCCGAACACUGUCGACACAAGUUCUUGAUACAUAGCGAAGGAGUGGCGUAUUCGGGAAGGAGCAAGUUCAUCCUCGGUUGCCAAUCAGCCGUGGUGAUGCACAGGUUGGAGUGGGAACAACAUUUCCACCCUGCAUUGGUCAGCGAUUCCACCUCCCCCGAUCAGAACGUCCUCGUGCUGCAAGGAGAGUGGUUCGAGAACCUCCCAUCCACGAUGCAAACACUCAUCGAAGAAGAGACAAUUUCCAUGGGAUUCAUCACCAAAGGUCAAACCAUCGCAAGCAACGCGAAGCGCACAUUGACGGAUCGAUACCUGACUCCCGCCGCAACAGCGUGUUACAUCAGGGCUGCAUUGAUCAGCUACAGCAAGAGUCUCGAUAGGGGUAGCUGGCCGGGCGGACAGGGGGUGAGGGUGGAGGAAGGUGGUGGCGUGGCGCCCGGCGCGGGGACCAACAAGGGUGGAUUGAAGGAGUUGGGUGUCAAGGGUGAUGUUGAGUUGGGGGUCUGGAGCAAUUUGGGUCAGCCCGAGUGGCCACCCAAGUGA